Ziziphus jujuba (common jujube) is the source of this 1009-nucleotide messenger RNA. RefSeq names its product large ribosomal subunit protein uL16. The record is from RefSeq and is a predicted model, not a curated record. Gene Ontology annotation, molecular function: structural constituent of ribosome. The coding region runs from base 147 to 806 and encodes 219 amino acids. Gene Ontology annotation, cellular component: cytosolic large ribosomal subunit; ribosome. Lineage: Eukaryota; Viridiplantae; Streptophyta; Magnoliopsida; Rosales; Rhamnaceae. Gene Ontology annotation, biological process: ribosomal large subunit assembly; translation. The transcript has 4 exons.
CCCAUUAGAUGACGUAAGCCCACACGUACAACCGCGUAAAACGUGUUAGGGUUUCUUAGAAUUAGCUGCCGCCUACAGCAUUCGCACCCUAUAAAUAGCGCGUUAGGGCUUCGCUUGUCGUCGUUGAUAGAGAAGAAAGAUCCGCCAUGGGGAGAAGACCUGCGAGAUGUUAUCGUCAAAUCAAGAACAAGCCGUAUCCGAAAUCACGGUAUUGUCGAGGUGUGCCUGAUCCUAAGAUCAGGAUUUAUGAUGUGGGGAUGAAGAAGAAAGGGGUUGAUGAAUUCCCCUUCUGCGUACAUUUGGUUUCAUGGGAAAAGGAAAAUGUUUCCAGUGAAGCUCUUGAGGCUGCACGAAUUGCAUGCAACAAGUACAUGGCCAAGUACGCUGGCAAGGAUGCUUUCCAUUUGCGUGUGCGUGUUCAUCCUUUCCAUGUCUUGCGUAUCAACAAGAUGCUUUCGUGUGCCGGAGCUGAUAGGCUUCAGACUGGAAUGAGAGGUGCUUUUGGGAAACCACAAGGUACUUGUGCUAGAGUUAGCAUUGGGCAGGUUCUUCUGUCUGUUCGUUGCAAGGACAGCAACAGCGCUCAUGCACAGGAGGCUCUUCGCCGUGCCAAGUUCAAAUUCCCUGGUCGUCAGAAGAUUAUUGUUAGCAGGAAGUGGGGAUUUACCAAGUUCAGCCGCAAUGAUUAUGUCAAAUUGAAAGCAGAGAAUCGUAUUCUUCCUGAUGGUGUCAAUGCCAAGCUUCUUGGAUGCCAUGGUCCUUUGGCCAACCGUCAACCUGGAAGAGCAUUUCUAGAAGCAGCUUAGAAUAUUUGUUUCUAGAAAUGAGUUUCUUGUUUCUAAAUCUGAGAUUUGACUGCUGUUAUACUGUAUUUGAAGUUGUCUAAGUUUGUGUUUGGUAUCAGAUCGGAUUUAGUUUGCCUUUUGAGGAUUUCGUACUUGUGCAAUUUCUUAAUAUUGGCAUAGAUUACCAAUUUGCAAUGAUAUUUUUGUGGAUUUAUUUCGUUUAA